UCUCUUAGUUUCUUGCUCUCAGACGCUUGGUGAGCAGGGCAAAGGCAGGCCAGGGACCCACAGCAUGUGAGGGGCAGGAAGCAUGUCUGUGUGGGCAUCUGUCAGGAAGAAGGGAUGCCCAGUCUGGGCCAUGGUACAGGAAGGGCUAGAGCUAUAGAGAAGAGCAACUGGCAUGUGCACAGAUGGAUGGAUGGAUGGGCAGAUGGAAAUUGCCUGGUGAGAAGAGGAAGAGUGGAAGCAGGAACUGACUGACCAAGAAGUUCAAAGGUUGAUGCAGAAGGUGGUUACUGAACGCUAAGAGGAAGGCAGGCCAGCCUGAUCUCCCUCACCACCUGCUUCCCACGCCCAUCACUGGGUCCCUGGCCUCAGCUGUAUCCUGACUGCGUCAGCAAUGGAUGCCUUUCGGGGAGCACCCCGAUUUCUUGCCUAUCCCCGCACAUUCACAGUGCAGAGCGGGGAUAAUGCUGUACUGAAAUGGCAAGUGACUGGUGAACCACGUCCCAGCAUUGUCUGGGAGAAGGAUGGCUCUGAGCUGGAGUUGUCUGGCCGGAUAUUUGUGAUGGCUGAUGAAGAUGCAUAUAGCUUGCUGGUGUCUCAAGCUAACCCAACAGACAGUGGACGAUAUAUGUGCAAAGCUAAAAACAGUGUGGGUGAAACUUAUGCAGCUGUUACUCUCAAAGUGGAGACCACAGAACUGCAACCCAAGGGUAACCUUGAUGCCCAGCCUCCAAUCUUCCUCAAUAGGCCAAUCUCGGCCCAGGUGGCCCGAGGAGAGAAUGUGACUUUUGCCUGCAGGGUUUCAGGGCAGCUUUCAUGGGAAAAGGACGGGCGCAAACUUUCAGAUAUCUUUGAGAGCAGCCAUUACAAGGUGGCUGUAGAGCCUGGUGACUGGCACGCUCUGCACAUCUACAACGUCCGUCUCCCAGAUGCAGGUGUCUAUGUGUGCCGGGCACAAAACAGUUUUGGAGAGACCAUGGCUGCAGCUGUGCUCCUGGUGGAUUCUGUAGCAUGGCAUCCCCACGAUGAAUCCUUUCUGGAUGCUCCCACAAACUGCCAUUUCAAAAAGCGACCAGAGGCACAAGAGGAUAAGAGGCGAAGACAUCACACAGAACAAAAUGGGCUACCAGAAUCCAGGCAGAAUGGGGAGGUCUUCCCCAGUCUACCUACUACAAAAGCCUUUACUGUGAAUGAAGGGAAACAUGCCAAGUUUCGCUGCUAUGUCACUGGCAAACCCAAGCCAGAGAUUGUCUGGAAGAAGGACGGGAAGGUAUUGUCCCCUGGGAGGAGACACCUGCUCUAUGAGGACCGGGAGGGCUACUUCAUACUCAAGGUCCUUUACUGCACGGCACGGGACUGUGGGCUCUAUGUGUGCACAGCCUGCAACACAGCUGGUCAGACCCUCAGUUCUGUGAGACUCUAUGUUAAAGAACCCCGAGUGCGGUUCCAGGCACCUUUGGUGGAUGUGGAAGUGCUGGAGAGCCAAGAUGCGAUACUAGAGUGCCAAGUGCCUGUAGCGACCAUCCCUACAGUGUGGUAUCUUGAAGAUAAGCGACUGCAUCCCAGUCCCAAGUACCUGAUAGAGGAACAGGGCUUGCUGCGGCGGCUGACUGUGCGGGAUGCCCGGGCUGACGAUGAUGGUAUCUACCUCUGUGAGAUGGAGGGCAAGGGCCGCAGCAUUGGAGAGCUCUCAGUGCAAGGUCUGAUAGUGAAGCGGUUGCCACGAAAGCUUGAUGUGAUGGAAGGAGAAAAUGCUGCCUUUUAUGUGGAAACACGGGAACCUGUGGAAGUACCAAGCUGGGACCGCAAUGGGCAGGAAUUGUUGGAAGCGCCACACACCCUCAUCAGAAGCUUUGGCAAAACCCAUCUCCUUGUGCUAGUGCAUGUGUCACGGCACGAUGCCGGAGUCAUCACUUUCACAGCUGGCAAGUCACAAACCUCAGCACAGCUCCGUGUCAAAUGUGCCAAGAGAAUCCCACCAAGUGUGCCUGUGGCAGCAAGGAUGUGCACUUCACGCAGCAAUGCUGCUCUCCUAACCUGGUGUCCACCACCUGACAUGCACCGGAGUCCACCAAGCAGUUAUAUCAUUGAGAGGCAGGCCUUGGGAGAGGCUGAUUGGGUGUCAUGCCUGACCACUGAUGUUGCCAGCAUGGUUGAAGUUCCAGGUGAUGGUGUGCCGCAGGAAGGAGACUACUGUUUCCGUGUGUGUUCUGCCAAUCAGUAUGGAUGUAGUGAAUAUGUGGAAUUCUCAGGUUCUGUUCAUCUUGUGCCCAAGGCCCGUGUACAAAGAGGACUGCAAGAUGUUACAGUUCACACUGGUGAGGAUGCUACUUUUUCAGUCCAGCUUUCAGUCAACAUAUCAGGUUGCUGGUUCUUCAAUGGAAGAAAGUUAGAAAAGGAAGAAGAAGACCAGCAGUACCAGAUCACACACUGUGGAAUAGACCAUGCCUUGAAAAUUAGUCAAGUACAGCUAUCUGCCAAUGGGUUUGAGGUUCGAUUUGAGGCUAAUGGUGUAAAGGAAUGUGCCAUUUUGCAUGUGCAAGUUGCAACUGCCAAUGUUCCCUCACCAGCCUUGUAG
Messenger RNA from Anolis sagrei ordinatus, 2575 nucleotides. The record is from RefSeq and is a predicted model, not a curated record. NCBI's taxonomy places the organism in Eukaryota, Metazoa, Chordata, Lepidosauria, Squamata, Anolidae.